This is a messenger RNA of Labrus bergylta (ballan wrasse), 2639 nucleotides long. The record is from RefSeq and is a predicted model, not a curated record. NCBI's taxonomy places the organism in Eukaryota, Metazoa, Chordata, Actinopteri, Labriformes, Labridae.
GCUUGUUGCGGAUGUUAAAAAAAUUGCUCAGCACGUCCUUGUAGAGUCGUAUAGCAGAGAGACGAGCACAACUGCGCAGGAGAUGACUUUCAAAUCGGCGAUUUGCGCAGUUGUUGCCGCCAUUUUUUUAUGAACGCAACUAACCCAACGUGUCAACAGUAUCGUCACGGACGGCGUGGAGAGGAGAGGACACGGAGCUGGGAUGCUGGACUUAAAUAAUGAGACGUUACCGACGACUUUGAAUUCAUACCGUGUGUUUUUAUAGCCGAACACGUCGGCAGUAGAUAUAUUAUUAGAUUAUUUACGCGGCUGACAGCGCCAUGUUUCGGCAGACGAAGGCGGUGCUCCAGAAACUUCGCUCUGUGAGCUUCUACGGGCAGCAGAGUACCUGGCGACUAAAGAGCACUUCAGCAAUAGAGAGGGCCAGUCAGUACCGACCCGGACAGAAAAUCCAUGGAUUCACAGUCAGAGAGGUUGUUGCCGUCCCUGACUUGUUCCUGACCGCAGUGAAGUUGACCCACGAUAAAACUGGAGCUCAGUACCUCCAUGCAGCCAGGGAUGACUCGAAUAACCUCUUUAGUGUCCUGUUCAGAACGACCCCCAUGGACAGCACAGGGGUCCCACACAUCCUGGAGCACACAGUGCUGUGUGGAUCUGAGAAGUAUCCCUGCAGAGACCCUUUCUUCAAGAUGCUGAACAGGUCCCUGUCCACCUUCAUGAAUGCUUUCACAGCCAGUGACUACACCAUGUAUCCGUUCUCAACCCAAAAUGGAAAAGACUUCCAGAAUCUUCUCUCGGUCUAUCUGGAUGCAGCUUUCUUCCCGUGUUUACGAGAGCAGGAUUUCUGGCAGGAGGGCUGGAGGCUGGAGAAUGAAAACCCAACAGAUCCCAACUCCCCUCUGGUCUUUAAAGGAGUGGUGUUCAAUGAAAUGAAAGGGGCUUUUUCUGACAACGAGCGCGUGUACGCCCAGCACCUCCAGAACAAGCUGUAUCCAGACCACACGUACUCUGUGGUGUCAGGAGGAGAGCCUCUAGCCAUCCCUGACCUUACCUGGGAACAGCUCAAGCAGUUCCACGCCACGCAUUACCACCCCAGCAACGCCAGGUUCUUCACGUAUGGAGAUUUGCCUUUGGAGCAGCAUCUGAAGCAGAUCGAAGAGGAAGCUCUGUCCAAGUUUGAACGCAUCAACCCGAACACAGAGGUCCCCCCCCAGCCACACUGGAGCAGCCCUAGAGAGGACCAUGUGACCUGCAGCCCUGACGCUCUGGCUCCGGAUCCGGCCCGGCAGAACACGCUGUGUGUGAGCUACCUGCUGGGAGACAUCACUGACACAUUUGAAGGAUUCACCCUCAGCCUGCUGUCGUCUCUCAUGAUCUCUGGACCCAACUCUCCCUUCUACAAAGCUCUCAUCGAACCCAAUAUAGGAACUGACUUCUCCUCUGUUGUAGGAUAUGACGGCAGCACCAAAGAGGCGUCGUUCAGUAUAGGACUGCAGGGAAUGGCCGAGGAGGACACCGAGAGAGUGAAGCAAAUCAUCAGCCAAACCAUCAACGACAUCAUCGAGAGCGGCUUUGAGGAGGAAAGAAUCGACGCUCUCCUGCAUAAGAUCGAGAUCCAGAUGAAGCACCAGUCCACAAACUUCGGCCUGUCUCUGGCCUCGUACAUUGCGUCAUCGUGGAACCACGACGGCGACCCGGUGGAGCUGCUGCAGAUCAACGACAGCGUUGCCAAGUUCAAACAGACCCUGAAGGAAAACCCUCGCUUCCUCCAGGACAAAGUCAAGCACUACUUUAAGGAGAACACACACAGACUGACCCUGUCCAUGAGUCCGGAUGAGGUCUACUUGGAGAAACAGGCCAAAGCCGAGGAGGAGAAGCUCCAGAAAAAGAUCCAUGCUCUGUCAGACAGCGACAAAAAAGACAUCUAUGAAAAAGGUCUGGAGCUGCUGGCUGCUCAGAGCAAAACGCAGGACGCCUCCUGUUUGCCGGCGCUGAAAGUGUCUGACAUUGAGCCCACGAUCCCUGUUACUCCUGUUCAGAUCAGCACAGCAGUCGGCGUACCGGUGCAGUACUGUGAGCAGCCCACCAACGGGCUAGUUUACUUCAGAGCCAUGUGCAGUCUCAACACACUGCCGGAGGACCUCAGGCUCUAUGUCCCGCUCUUCUGCAGCGUUGUCACCAAGAUGGGCUGUGGAGGUCUGGACUACAGACAACAGUCCCAGCAGAUGGAGCUGAGGACUGGGGGCAUGUCUGUCUCCACCCAGGUCGUCCCUGACUCCACCCAGCUGGACAUGUACGAGCAGGGUGUCCUCCUGUCCUCCUCCUGCCUGGAGAGAAACCUUCCUCACAUGUUUCAUCUGUGGAGCGACAUAUUCAACAACCCCCACUUUGACGAGGUGGAGCGCCUGAGAGUGCUGGUGAUGAUGUCAGCACAGGAGUUAGCCAAUGGGAUCUCCUACUCGGGCCACAUGUACGCCAUGACACGUGCAGGCCGUCACCUGACUCCAGCAGGAGACCUCAAUGAGACGCUUGGUGGGAUGGAACAGGUGAAGUUUAUGAAGAGGGUCGCUGAGUUGUCCGACCUCAGCCAAGUCAUCCGAACGCUCGUCAGGAUCAAGAAGCAUCUUCUCAACCCGGAC